Messenger RNA from Trichomonas vaginalis G3, 375 nucleotides. Its product is annotated as RNA polymerase II protein. Lineage: Eukaryota; Parabasalia; Trichomonadida; Trichomonadidae. Gene Ontology annotation, cellular component: RNA polymerase II, core complex. The coding region runs from base 1 to 375 and encodes 124 amino acids. The transcript has a single exon. The record is from RefSeq and is a predicted model, not a curated record. Gene Ontology annotation, biological process: transcription by RNA polymerase II. Gene Ontology annotation, molecular function: protein dimerization activity.
AUGGCUUACGAUCCAUCAAUGGGAGGCCAAAACCAGAUACCAGGCUAUGAAGAAGAAAUUCCUAAGCUUGUUACUGUUGUUAAAGAAGAAAAAUCAGAUAACUGCUACACAUUUACAGUCCAAAAGGAAGAUCACACACUUGGAAACCUUUUAACAGAUCAACUUCUUACAGAAAACCGUAUUCUCUUUGCAGGCUAUAGAAUUGAACACCCUACGAAAGAUUUAAUCAAAAUUAGAGUUAAAGCAAGUCAAAAUGUCAAUCAUCCAAAAGAACUUAUCGACCCUGCUAUCGAAGCUCUCAAAACUAAGAUCGCUGGCCUUCAAUCUUCUUUCAUUUCCUCUUGCCAAUCAUUUGAUAAGAGGUCACAGAACUAA